This is a messenger RNA of Enhydra lutris kenyoni (northern sea otter), 585 nucleotides long. RefSeq names its product achaete-scute family bHLH transcription factor 2. The record is from RefSeq and is a predicted model, not a curated record. Gene Ontology annotation, molecular function: protein dimerization activity. The coding region runs from base 1 to 585 and encodes 194 amino acids. The transcript has a single exon. Lineage: Eukaryota; Metazoa; Chordata; Mammalia; Carnivora; Mustelidae.
AUGGACAGCGGCGCGCUGCCCGGGCCCGCGCCCUCCGCGCCUGGCGUCUCGGGCGGCUGCGUCCCUCGGCGGCGACCCACAUCCCCAGAGCUGCUGCGCUGCAGCCGGCGGCGACGGCCGGGCGCGACGGAGACCGGGGGUGGCGCGGCGGCCGUGGCGCGGCGCAAUGAACGCGAGCGCAACCGCGUGAAGCUGGUGAACUUGGGGUUCCAGGCGCUGCGGCAGCACGUGCCGCACGGCGGCGCCAGCAAGAAGCUGAGUAAGGUGGAGACGCUGCGCUCGGCCGUGGAGUACAUACGCGCGCUGCAGCGCCUGCUGGCCGAGCACGAUGCUGUGCGUGCCGCGUUGGCCGAGGGGCUGCUGGCGCCAGCCGCGCGCCCCCCCGCGUCCUGCGGGCCCCCCGGGACCCCUGCCACCGCCCUAGGCUCGCCUUCUUGCGCUUCGUCGUCCCCGGGCGGCGGGGGCAGCUCGGAACCCGGCUCGCCGCGCUCCGCCUACUCCUCGGACGACAGCGGCUGCGAGGGCGCGCUCAGCCCGGUGGCGCGCGAGCUGCUCGACUUCUCCAGCUGGUUAGGGGGCUACUGA